AUGGACAAGUUCUUGCUGCUGGCAGUAGGUACUGAGGGAGUUAAGCUCUGGAACCUCAAAACUCAGAAGGAGCUGACUUUGGUGACCCACUUGGAGUCCCAUGGCAUUAUAAGUUGUGCUAUUUGGAUGAAAGUGAAGCAAGCACCUGCUGAAACUCUGUGCUAUGGCACUGGUAUGGGAUACCUCAUAUUCAUGAGAUCCAACACUCUUGAUAAGCACUUUCAGGAGAUUUGUGCCAGGCAGUUAGGCUCAGGAUCUGAAAUUACCUGUGUUGCAUGGGAUAUAACCCAAGAUGAUAUUGUUCAGGUUCUUUCACUGAGUAUGAGCUCACAGCUUCAGCUGGUGUUUGCAGUUCAUCUUGAUAGUGCUGUUCCAAAGUCUAUUGCCUUUGGCAAGAAUGGAAGCAUCUAUGUCUUGGCUUGUGUGAUGGAAAUGUUGUCAAGAUGGAUGGAAAUGAUGGAAAAGUGA
Messenger RNA from Pisolithus orientalis, 468 nucleotides. RefSeq lists its product as uncharacterized. The record is from RefSeq and is a predicted model, not a curated record. NCBI's taxonomy places the organism in Eukaryota, Fungi, Basidiomycota, Agaricomycetes, Boletales, Pisolithaceae. The coding region runs from base 1 to 468 and encodes 155 amino acids. Gene Ontology annotation, molecular function: protein binding. The transcript has 5 exons.